Molecule: messenger RNA, 698 nt
Organism: Notechis scutatus (mainland tiger snake)
Lineage: Eukaryota; Metazoa; Chordata; Lepidosauria; Squamata; Elapidae
Gene: FABP2
Product: fatty acid binding protein 2
Molecular function (GO): lipid binding
Source: RefSeq, a predicted model, not a curated record
ACUUAUAAGAUCACCUGACUGAUUGCACUUUAGUCAGCCACAUCAGUGUAUGAAUUGCUUUCAAGAUAAGUAAGGAUAUAAAUCACCCCUUCAGAAAGCUUUACUCUAGGUUGGAUAGGAAACCUUCUUUUAGUUCUACGUUUUGUUAUAAUACCUAACAACCAUGGCAUUUGAUGGCGUCUGGAAAGUAGAGAAGAGUGAAAACUAUGACAAGUUCAUGGAAAUAAUGGGUAUUAAUAUAGUGAAGAGGAAGCUUGGAGCCCAUGACAACCUGAAGCUCACAAUCAAACAAGAGGGAAACAAAUUCACCAUUCAAGAAAACAGUACCUUCCGCAACAUAGAGAUAGUGUUCACUUUGGGAGUGAAUUUUGACUACAGUUUAGCUGAUGGAACUGAACUCAAUGGGACCUGGGACUUGAAAGGAACCCAACUGGUAGGUUCAUUCAACCGGAAGGAUAAUGGAAAGAAACUUGACGCACUGCGGGAAAUUGUAGGAGACGAAAUGAUUCAGACUUAUACCUAUGAAGGAGUAAUAGCCAAAAGAUUCUUCAAGAAAGCAUAAACAACUAUUGCUGAAGACUGAAAACUAUCAGAAGAUCACUUGUGUUUUCUUUAUGUUUUCUUAACCAAAUACAAAGUAGCUAAAUACUAAUAUUCACUUAAGAUAUAUUUAUCUUUUAUGCACCAUGAUUAUUUAG